CCUCAGCUGUCCUGAAAUCACACUAACCCUCGCGGCCUCUCUCGGGUUUAUUAUUGCCUCAGCCCGGAGCGCGCGCACCGCGCAAAAGUCCACUUCGGUUUUUCCGCGAAGCUCCAAAAAUCUAUGAAAUGUGUUUGCAUGUUCCUCUCUGCAAGCGGGGAUGUAGAGGUGGGAUUGCAAGGACCGAGAAAGCUGGGGGAACCCACGCGUUCAGCCUCAGAGAAAGUACGCUUUUCCCAAAUAACUGACGGUGAAUAUUUUUUUUCUUUUCACAUUUGUCAUUAACAGACAGCCACUCUGUAGGAUUGUGUUCUCGGAGAAUAAGCUUUUUUUUCUGCCCUUUUCUUUUUUUUGUCACCAUUCUGCACGGCAGGCUGAGAGACGGACCGCUCGGACUGUGGGAGCCCUCCCCUCUGCUCGGAUCUGCUUUGUUUCCAGAUGGCCCAUGGAAGAACGUGGAUGAGGGCUGAUCUGUAGUGCGGGCAGAAGGCUCCGGGGCCCGCCUGUUGUCGGCUGGCUGAUUGGUCCAUCGAGGUGAGGCACUUCUCUCACCGGGGCACAGAACGGACCGAGACAAGGUCUUUGCUCCCCUUCCUCGCUCACCCCUGCCCCCUUUCCACCCUCACCCCCAACCCAGGCACGUACGCUCUGGACCAUGUCUAGCGGGCUGUCGGAGGGGGGCCGGACAGAGGACCAGGAGCGGAGUAGCUGCAAACAGGACUCUCCUGUUAUAGAGCGCAGAAACCGCAGUGGCAUCAUCAGUGAGCCCCUCAGUAAGAGCCUUAAGAAGUCCCGUACCCUCUCCCAGUACACAGCAGUCCCCUCCGUCACCACCAAUGGACACACGGACAAUAGUGAGACUAAAAGCCACUCGGCCAAGCCUCAGCCACCCCCGCAGCCCCAGCCCACUGUCUCCGCACUGACAGCAGCCAAGUUGGACCGGACCCUAGAACAGGUUCUGGAGGGACAGAAUGGCCUGCUGCACUUUGCCCAGGCAGCAGCACUGUUAAAGCGGGCCGGUAUGGAGCACAUGCUUCUGCCUGGGGGCAUGGGAGUGGGAGUUGGCGGUGGAGACGCAGGCUCGGGGGCUAGCGACUUGGAGGGUACGUCUGUCACGGACGCCGUAGGUGGUCCUGUUGACUUCCCAUAUGGAGUAGGGGGUGGUUUCCCCUUCAACCCGGGGCUUUUCAUCAUGACGCCGGCUGGAGUGUUUCUGGCGGACAGCGCGCUACACAUGGCCGGCCUGGCUGAGUACCCGGCGCAGAGCGAGCUGGCCUCUGCGAUCAACUCCGGUAAAAAGAAGCGAAAACGUUGCGGCAUGUGCCCACCUUGCCGACGGCGGAUUAACUGCGAGCAAUGCAGCAGCUGCCGAAAUCGCAAAACAGGCCACCAGAUCUGCAAGUUUCGCAAAUGUGAGGAACUGAAGAAGAAGCCCUCUGCUGCUCUGGAGGUGAUGCUUCCUACAGGAGCGGCGUUCCGGUGGUUCCAGUAGGACUCCUCCUCCACUCCCUACCCAAAGCUCUGCCAUCAAGUGCAAUGCCAACUCCUGGAUUGUCUCCGGAACAGACACUGGCUAAUAAACAAACAAGCAACAAAUAAAAUUAUAGAAAAAAAAGCAACAAAAAAAACAAAGCAGAAAAAAAAAAAA
Messenger RNA from Epinephelus lanceolatus (giant grouper), 1648 nucleotides. The record is from RefSeq and is a predicted model, not a curated record. NCBI's taxonomy places the organism in Eukaryota, Metazoa, Chordata, Actinopteri, Perciformes, Serranidae.